Molecule: messenger RNA, 858 nt
Organism: Sipha flava (yellow sugarcane aphid)
Lineage: Eukaryota; Metazoa; Arthropoda; Insecta; Hemiptera; Aphididae
Exons: 3
Coding region: 1-858 (285 amino acids)
Source: RefSeq, a predicted model, not a curated record
AUGGCACGUAAAGUAAGAGAUUCAAUUUUGGAUGAUUUAAGAACUACAGGGUACUUCAGUUUAUCUGUAGAUUCUACUCCAGACCGAUCCCAUAUUGAUCAGCUUACUGUUAUUUUGAGGUACGUUUCACCAAACGAUGGACUUCCAAUCGAACGUUUUCUAACAUUCCUAGAAAUCGGUAAUCACACAGGAGAAAGCAUGGCUAAGAUGGUGCACAACUACCUAAUAAAUGAGUGCAAAAUCGAUUUUAGUAAGUGUCGAGGCCAGUCAUAUGAUAAUGCUGCCAAUAUGUCAGGAAAAUACAAGGGUAUGCAAGAAAUAAUAUUGAAGAUUAACAAGUAUGCUAUGUAUAUUCCAUGUGCUGGUCAUUCCUUGAAUCUUGUUGGUAGAGCAGCAGUUGACUGUUGUUUAGAUGCAUCAAAAGUUCCUAAGUCUUUGUCAAAGACUAGAUGGGAAGCACAAUCAAUAGCCACAAAUGCAAUACUUGAAAGUUAUGAUGGAAUAAUUUCUGCAUUACAUCUACGGCAUAUUGAUACGACACAGAAAGGUGAAACAAGAAAUCAAGCCAUAAAUAUUUUGAAUAAAAUGGAAGAGUUUGAAUUUAUGGUAAUGUUAUAUUUGUGGAGUUACUUACUAAAUGAAUAUCAUAAAACCAAUUCCAGAAAUAUGUUCGAUCAUUUUGAAAAAAAAGUGAAGGAAAAAUUGCCUGAUGUUGAUUAUAAAAAAAGUAAAUAUACAGGUAGAAAAAGGCAUAUUAAUGAUGAUGAAAGUGAUGCAAAUUAUCAUUAUACUUAUUCAUGUCAUUUUUCUGAAUUCUUUGAUUUAUUUGAGUUAAGAUUCUUUGAAAAAAUCCUAUAA